AACAAUAACAUCGAACACUUAGAUGAAGUUUUCUGCACUUUCAGUCACUGCACUCGUCGCAGUAACAAACGCGUCACCAUUGAGCUUCCGUGGUUUAUUUGGUGGUGACGAUAAGCACAAGCACGAUGAAGCGCUUUACUUACUUGGUCACUCAGAAAAGACAAAGGACUACAAGGUUUUCUCAGAGGCUGACAACGUACCAUCAGACGUCAUACUAGACCAUUACCCAUUACCUAACUGCAAGGAUGGCGUUAAAGAAAGAAAGAACUGGGCACACUUAUCAUACGAUGAACGUAAAAACUUUGUCGAUGCUUUCAAGUGUCUUCGUUCAAAAGAAUCCUGGAACUUGGACAACUAUAUGAUGUCAGAUCGUUUAGCUGACUUCAUCAGAAUUCAUCAAUGGCCUGGUGCUGACAUUCACUGGGUUGCCUCCUUCUUACCAUGGCAUCGUGGAUUUACUUUGAUUUAUGAACAACAACUCCAAGAAUGUGGUUUGGAAGGCACAUUACCAUACUGGGCGUGGGAGAACGACUACGCAGAUGUAACACAAUCCGCUGUUUGGGACGGUGACAUGGAUGCUGGUUUAGGUUCUUUUGGACACACCGAUGAAAGCUUACCAUUGAACGCUUCAUUAAUCACUGAUGGUGCUAUUGCUGAUUACGAGAUCACUUACCCAUGGCCACACAAAAUUGGUAGACGUCUUCGUAGCAACUUUGCACCAAAUACACCAAACAUCGCCGGUGAAUACUUUGAACGCGGUAGAUCACCAGAAUGGAUCAAAUAUUACCAAUCAUUUGAUAACUACCUUAACUUCUCCACACUCUUGGAAGGUUAUGACCCAUUGGAUGCACGCGCGGACUGGCCUAGCUCACACGGUUCUGCUCACUUGCUCACUGGUGGUGACAUGGCAACUGGUGAUGUUAAUAACACAAGUCCAGCAGAUGUACUUUUCUUCUUGCACCACGCAAACGUCGACAGGCACUGGAUGGCAUGGCAAUUGCAAGAUCCUGAGAACCGUUUAUAUCAAUACGAAGGUAACACUCAGUAUGAUUUCCAAACUGGUAUCAGAGGUGGUGUAAAGGCAACACUCGACCAAAACCUCUACUAUGGUGAUGUACCAGGUCAACAAGGUAUUGCAAUCAAGCACCUUAUGGACUUAGAGAACAGCUGGUGUACCACCUACACAGACCUUGACAAAGUAGUACCAAAGUUCUGGGAAGCACGUACAGAUGCUUUCUCGGGUCCUGGCCAACUAGAUGAAGCUGCCGUUAAUAAGUAAUAGGCUUGAACUUAGGAAACCGGACAAAGGAAAUUUGAUAUCUUUUAAUUUUUCUAAUACGCAGGAUUUAUUUUACUCUAAUUACUUUAAUAAGAAAAGGACAAUAAUGGACUAUAAAAAUCUUUCUUUCUUAUCUUAAUU
Messenger RNA from Wallemia mellicola CBS 633.66, 1420 nucleotides. Its product is annotated as Di-copper centre-containing protein. The coding region runs from base 23 to 1279 and encodes 418 amino acids. The transcript has 3 exons. Gene Ontology annotation, molecular function: oxidoreductase activity. Lineage: Eukaryota; Fungi; Basidiomycota; Wallemiomycetes; Wallemiales; Wallemiaceae. The record is from RefSeq and is a predicted model, not a curated record.